Molecule: messenger RNA, 971 nt
Organism: Acomys russatus (golden spiny mouse)
Lineage: Eukaryota; Metazoa; Chordata; Mammalia; Rodentia; Muridae
Gene: Pex11a
Product: peroxisomal biogenesis factor 11 alpha
Exons: 3
Coding region: 113-853 (246 amino acids)
Biological process (GO): regulation of peroxisome size; peroxisome fission
Cellular component (GO): peroxisomal membrane
Source: RefSeq, a predicted model, not a curated record
CCCGGUCCCACCCACCCGGCGACCUACCUGAUCCCGAGGGUCCCCUGGGACCUCAGGCUCCGCAGAGGACCCACGAGGGAGCGAGUGUGACGCGUGGCUGUGGGUGGGAGCCAUGGACGCCUUCAUUCGCGUCGCUAAUCAGAGCCAGGGUCGGGACCGACUUUUCAGAGCCACUCAACAUGCAUGCAUGCUGCUUAGGUAUUUGUUAGAGUCUAAAGCUGGCAAAGAGGCGGUGGUAAUGAGACUCAAGAGUCUGGAGGCCAGCGUGAGCACUGGCCGUAAAUGGUUCAGACUAGGCAACGUGGUCCAUGCCAUCCAGGCAACUGAACAGAGCUUCCAGGUCACUGACCUCGUGCCCCGCUUGUGCCUGACAUUAGCCAACCUGAACCGUGUGGUUUAUUACAUCUGUGACACUGUCCUCUGGGUGAAAAGCGUGGGUCUUACCUCUGGGAUCAACAGAGAGAAAUGGCAGAUGUGGGCGGUCCGCCACUACUACUAUUUCCUCCUGCUGAACCUGGUCCGGGAUCUAUACGAAAUCUUGCUGCAGAUGGGACACAUUGCACGUGACAGAGCAAAGAGAGAGAAACCAUCCCAGGACCCUCCUGAGUAUAGCGUGCUUAAUGAAGAAACCGAAUGGCUGCAGUCCUUUCUCCUCCUCCUAUUCCGAUCUCUAAAGCGACACCCUCCCUUGCUCCUGGACACAGUGAAGAACUUCUGUGACAUCCUGAUCCCUCUGAACCAGCUUGGGAUCUACAAGUCCAAUCUCGGCGUCGUAGGAUUUGGCGGUCUCGUGUCCUCCUUGGCUGGCCUCAUCACUGUAGUGUAUCCUCAGUUGAAACUGAAGACCCGCUAGGGUGCCUAGAGGCUUUAGAGCUAACUGUUCAGUGGACCAAGCAUUUGUUUUUGUCAUGAUGUCUGCUGUUCUUAAUUGUUUUAAUCAUGUGAGCACCUUACCCACCUGUCAUGUGAAG